UCCGGGAAUCGCAGGCGGCGCGCCCAUUGGCUCCCGAGAUCACGUGGGCCCAACUUUGUUCACUUGACAGUAAGUAGGAGGGCUUUGGGAAACAGGAAAACGAGUCAGGGAUAGGAAUAAAUUUUAGUAUAUUUUGUGGGCAAUUCCCAGAAAUUAAUGGCUAUGAGUUCUUUUUUGAUCAACUCCAACUAUGUGGACCCCAAAUUCCCUCCCUGCGAGGAAUAUUCCCAGAGCGAUUACCUACCCAGUCCCUCGCCGGGAUAUUACAGCGACAACCAGAGGCGAGACAGCAGCUUCGAGCCUGAGGCGGGCUAUCCGCGGCGCUCAGCCUGCACGGUCCAGCCGUACUCCUCCUGUCAGGACUCCGGCCACCCGCCGCCGGCGGGGCUGCCCCCUCGGGGCCACGGGCAUCCUCCGCCGGCCGGGCUCCAGGACCACCUCGCCGAGGCCGCCCAGCGCUGCGAGGCGGUCAGCCCGAGCCCCCCGCCUCCACCUUGUAGCCAAAACGCCCUGCACCCCAGUCCUUCCCACUCCUCUUGCAAAGAGCCCAUAGUCUACCCAUGGAUGAGAAAGGUUCAUGUGAGCACGGUAAACCCCAAUUACACGGGAGGGGAACCGAAGCGCUCUCGGACCGCUUACACACGCCAGCAAGUCUUGGAGCUGGAGAAGGAAUUUCAUUACAACCGCUACCUGACCCGGCGGCGGAGGGUGGAGAUAGCGCACGCCCUGUGCCUCUCCGAACGCCAGAUCAAAAUCUGGUUCCAGAACCGAAGGAUGAAAUGGAAAAAAGACCACAAGUUACCCAACACCAAGAUUAGGUCCAAUUCUUCCAGCUCGUCCGGAGGGGCUCAGAACCGAACCAACGGAGCCUCUUCUUCGUUAUAACUGCUCCCGUACAGGGGAAGA
This is a messenger RNA of Tachyglossus aculeatus (Australian echidna), 906 nucleotides long. It is a transcript of the gene HOXB4, whose product is annotated as homeobox B4. The coding region runs from base 157 to 885 and encodes 242 amino acids. Gene Ontology annotation, cellular component: nucleus. NCBI's taxonomy places the organism in Eukaryota, Metazoa, Chordata, Mammalia, Monotremata, Tachyglossidae. The transcript is spliced from 2 exons. Gene Ontology annotation, biological process: embryonic skeletal system morphogenesis; regulation of transcription by RNA polymerase II; anterior/posterior pattern specification. Gene Ontology annotation, molecular function: RNA polymerase II cis-regulatory region sequence-specific DNA binding; DNA-binding transcription factor activity, RNA polymerase II-specific. The record is from RefSeq and is a predicted model, not a curated record.